Cataglyphis hispanica is the source of this 2108-nucleotide messenger RNA. Its product is annotated as luciferin 4-monooxygenase-like. Gene Ontology annotation, molecular function: long-chain fatty acid-CoA ligase activity. The transcript has 8 exons. Lineage: Eukaryota; Metazoa; Arthropoda; Insecta; Hymenoptera; Formicidae. The record is from RefSeq and is a predicted model, not a curated record. Gene Ontology annotation, biological process: fatty-acyl-CoA biosynthetic process; long-chain fatty acid metabolic process. The coding region runs from base 166 to 1176 and encodes 336 amino acids.
GGACAUUUCACAUUAUAACAAUACUAUGUCAAUAAAAAUAAAAGGUUAAUCAACACUGUUACCAUGUACAAUAACAUUAUUUUUCUAAUUUAAAAUCAGAAUUCAUAUCAAUAUUAUUACUGAAGUAAUACAAAAGGUAAAGAGAAGUGCCGACAUACCAGUAAUAUGGAAUAUAAGUCAACAUCUUUAAAUAUAGUAGACAAUAUAUUGAUUGGUAAGGAAGAUCCAAUCGAUGAUAAAUGUAUCAAUAUAGGAGAAUUGCAUUUGAAUGCAUUUAAGUCCAGACCAGAUUUUGUUGGCCAAGUAGAUGCAAUUACAAAAGAAGAAAAUACAUUUCAGCAGAUGAGAGAACGAAGCGUGAAGUGUGCAUUAUGGCUGAAGAAAAUCGGUGUUCAACGCAACGAUAUUGUGACAGUGUGCACCUUCAAUCAUUUGGAUGCUUAUAUACCGUACUUGGCGUCUCUUUAUAUCGGCGCUAUUUUGUCUGUAUGGCCAGAUGAACACAUAGGAAAUUUGAGAUACUUUAUCCAAAGUUGUCCAAAAGUAAUUUUUACCGAUAUCGACAAAGCUCCGACAAUUUACAAUGUGGCAAAAAUAAUGAACGUUUCUACGAAAAUCAUAGUUUUCAAAAAGAAAUGCGAAGAGGAAGAGCGAUUUAAAUCUCUAAAUUCCAUCUUAAACAAUGAUUUCGAUGAAGACGAAAUCGAUAAAUUUUCUUGUACAAAAUUGGAGAGUAGCAAGGACACCGCAGUGAUACUGUUUUCUUCUGGUUCAAUUGAUUAUCUUCGUAAACAUGUUACAAUUCCACAUUCAUUUUUCAUAUCUCCAUCUAACCAGCAAAUACGUCUUAUGAUACCCAAUGAAGCAGGACUGUGGGUCGAAACCUUACACUGGAAUAUCAGUUUACUUUUGACAGUUCGCUGUAUUCUUUCGUAUGUGAAAGCGGUCAAAGUAUAUAAAGUUAACGAAUCUGAAAUAUACUAUCUAAAGUAUAUGAAAAUGAAUUUUCCUGGUAUUUUACAGCAAUAUAAGGUGAAUUGGAUAUUUCUGAAAAAUAGCAUGAUUCAAAACCUUAAUAUGGAUUUUUUUAAAAGUUGCAAUGUUCCCUGCGUUAAACAAAUGAUAUUUGGUUGUAAAAUUAUUCCAUAUAUAAUAUGUAUAUCCCACAUAUUGUGACUGCGUUGCCAAAAGCUUACGUUAUUAUGGUAUAUUGUUUGCCUGAAGCAGGUAUAAUCGCUUUUCAUCGAUUCAUAAUAAAGGAAAGUCGUAUGAUUUCUAUCGUGUCUAAAAAUGUUAAUUUGUUUUUUGCUGAUUUUAAUACUGAAUCUCCAUUAAAACAAUACCAAUAUGGUUUUGUCCGAUGCAAAUCUCCGUGCUUGACAAACGGCUAUUUUGAUCCUUUGACCAGACAUAUAAAUGCUGCUGUCGAUGAUAAUGGAUGGUUUCACACCGAUGAAGUAGGUUUUUAUGAUAAAGAUAAUAUCUUUGUUUUGGAACGAGGUAAGGCGGGUCAAGUUAUAUCAUAUAGAAAUUAUCGGUUUUCACCGUUAAUACUGGAGGACUUGUUACACAAACAUCCGGCAAUAAAAAAAGUUGCUAUAAUACCUAUAUAUAAUGCUUUCAAUAAUCAUCAUCUAAUGGCGUUGAUUGUGAAAAAAGAAGAAGUAGAGGUAACAGAAAACGAGAUUGCAGAACAUGUUAUGAAAGUAGAUCAUCGUACGCAGCUUUGCGCGGCAGUGCUGUUUGUACAGAAUCUACCACACUUCUUUGCUGGAAAUUUGGACCGUAGAAAAAUUUGCAAACAAGCGAGGAAGUGCAUGUAUGCUGUAAACAAAAUUUAAUUAAUUUAUAUUUAUUUUAUCUAGUUUUUAAAAAUCUACAUUACAUAUGUUUUUAUAAGCUAUUAAUGUAAUGUUUUGCAUUCGCGAUUAUAUUCAAUCAAUGUACGAUUAUAGCAUAAGUUGGAAAAAUAUAUUAGACAAAGUAAUUUAUAUUGAUUGUUUUAUUUAAUGAAAAUAUGAUGAUAAUAGACAAUAUUUUUACGAUAAUUAGUUUAUAGUUUUUAAAAAAAAUUACUUUCAAUGGAAGGAAAUUUAUAGAAAUUACUA